UGAGCGAGUGUCUUCAGACAGCGAGGAGGAAGACGCGGUCAGAAGAGAUUGAGAGAGAGAGCGAGAGAGACUCAGCUACAUUCGCGUCUUCUCCACCACUACCACCUCCUCCUCCGCCUCGUCCACCAUCUCGUCCACCACCUCGUCCACCACGGAUAUACAACUUCAGUUCACCAUCAAUCUUUUUAGAGGGACCAUCGUCCCAAACGACACAUAGCAUAUGAGUAUAUUUAUAUUCCAUUGAGGGCAGUGAUCGGGACGAAUCCCAGCGGCGCUUUGUCGCCGGAAAACAUUCGCGCAUUUACUUUUUGUUGUUUUCAAUUGCACGUGGUUCUAAAAGUCACGCAAACAUCGUAAGAGUAUCUUUUGUUGCUUCACAUACUCGGCUUCACAAGCUACCGCGAAGCGUACCUGUGAGAUUUGAGCAUCUUAACAUCGGCGCGGUGAAGUUGAUUUACUUUCAAUUUCUUACUUAGAUGUUUGAUCUUUUUUUUUUAAUCAGCCGCACAUCUCUUCUGUAGUUGAUCGUUUUUGUUUUGUUAUUCGUUAAAAGUUGCAGGCGCAGUUGGGGUGUGAGUGGAAGGAGGGGUUUGAGGGGGGGGGGCCUCAGUUGUUAGUUUAACUUUACCUGGUGGGGGGCACACACCUGUCAGACCACACCGCCACCACCACCACCCUCUCAAGGUGGUUGUGGUGGUGGUGGUGAUUGUGGUGGUGCAAGUGGCUCUGGAAUACCAUCCUCCUCCUCCUCCCAGCAUCAUCGUCACCUUCGCUUCUCUCCUCCCCAAGUUCCUGCAGAAAUCACCUCGCUUAGUUCAAGAGACGUAUCGAUCUAACUAACUAACUACCGAUUACGACUUUAAUUGUGCUGUUUGUUACUGGCCGCUUGGCCAUCUUUCGACAUUAGGCCUGCGCUCUGCAACUGAGAUAUUUUAUAUAUAUGUGAAGUAGUAGUGGUGGUGGUUCGUGGUGGUAGUGGUUAGUGGUAGUGGUUAGUGGUAGUGGUUGGUGGUUCUGUGCGUGAUCGUCGGGGUAGUGGUUCUGGUAGUCGUUUUAGUCGAGGUGGAUUUCAUUAUGGUUGAUGUAGGAGUAGAGGCUGCGUAGCUAGUCCUUGGUGGUGGUUGUGGUAGUCGAGGGGCAGCAGAGGAAGUGGUUGGUAGUGUCAGUCGAGGUUGUGUGUAACCGGUAGACAGAUGCAGUGGGCUGUAUUAUAAGCAGACGUCGUUGAAGUGCUCGCGAUAGAGCGGUAAUUGUUGUGGUUUGUAAUCAUUGGUGUUGUUAUUGUAGUCGCGAUAAGUGUUGCGGUCGUACUGGUGGUGGCGGGUUGCCGAAGUAAUAGCCAUAGCUGAAGUGGUUGUUGUAGUGGUUGGUAGCUGCAGUGGUGGUGGUAGUAGCGGUAGCUCGUCUCGAGUCACGAUGUUCCGCCCGGGCUCCCUGCUGAUGCCCUACUCCCCAACACUUUUCCCGUCUCCCUUCGCGUCCACCUCGCUCUCGCCCGAGACGGCACAAGCUCUGGGAUUCCUCGUGUCUCCACCACCGCACAUCCACCACCACCACCACCAUCCUCACCACGCACCUCACCACCCACAUCAUCCACACCAUCCACACCAUCAUCACCACCACCAUCAGCAGCAGCAGCUUCAGCAGCAGCAGCAGCAUCCGCUGUGCGCGUACCAAGCAGUACUUGCUGGCUACGUACCGCCUGAGUCGUGUAAACAAGCCCUGUUACUCGCGUCUCAAGCGGCCGGCCUGCAGGGGGUGACGGACUACGACGAGACGAAGCCCACUAAGCAGAGACGGGCCAGGGCGAACUACAGCAGCUGGCAGCUGGAGGAGCUCGAGCGAGCUUUCGCCAGCACGCACUACCCGGACAUCUUCAUGCGCGAGGCCCUGGCGCUCCGUCUCGACCUCAUCGAGGCCAGAGUGCAGGUUUGGUUUCAGAACAGAAGGGCCAAGAUGCGACGCCAGAUGAAGAUGGCUGGGAAGGCAAGCGACUCUGCUACCGGGGCUGGAGGAGGAGGAGGGAGUGAUGGUGGUGGUGAUGGUGGUGAUGAUGAUGAUGGUGGACGAGGUGAUGAUGAAGACCUAGACGGAGGAGGACUUGAAGAUGAAGGAGGAGGAAACGGUAGUUUCCGAGUCAGUGCCUCCAGCCACGACGGUGAUGGUGUUGAUGAUGGCGAUGCCGGAGAUGUUGAUGAUGAUGAUGAUAGUGGUGGUGGGGGUGAUGAUGACGAUGAUGGUGGUGGUGGUGGUGGUGGCGGUGAUGAUCAUGACCUCUCCGAGUCGGCUCGAGGGGACUCGGGAGAAUCGAGUCACGAAGGCAGCGACUCGUCAUCUCCAUCAGCCUCCGUGCGCAUCCAACAUCACCAGAAACAUCAUCAUCAUCAGCAGCAGCGGAAUCAGCAUCAGCACAAUCAUCAUCAUCAACAGCAGGCGCCGACGAUCAGAGAACAGAUGCAGUCCAAGUACGUGUGGCUGGGGAUGAGGCCACGUGUCCACUCGCCUCCCGCGACCCCGCCCGCACGAGCCCCGAGCCUGACCCCGACGGCUCCAGCGGCUCCCCUCGCUCUGGCCCCUUCCUCGGCGCUGACUCCUUCGGCUUCCUCGGCGAUGUCCACGGUGCCGGGGCCGGGGCCCGGUUCGGUGGAGGAGCGCCGCUCGUGCAGCAUCGCGAUCCUCCGCGCCAAGGCGAGGGAGCACGCGGCCGGGAUUCAGCACGCGGCGGCCGCGCUCACGAGCGCCACGCGACUCGCUUGAGCCACAAGCAUCCUCGUCCUCCUCCUCGUCCUCCUCCUCGUCCUCCUCCUCGUCCUCCUUCUCGUCCUCCGCGUCCUCCUC
Messenger RNA from Petromyzon marinus (sea lamprey), 2838 nucleotides. RefSeq lists its product as uncharacterized. Gene Ontology annotation, biological process: regulation of transcription by RNA polymerase II. Gene Ontology annotation, molecular function: DNA-binding transcription factor activity, RNA polymerase II-specific; RNA polymerase II transcription regulatory region sequence-specific DNA binding. NCBI's taxonomy places the organism in Eukaryota, Metazoa, Chordata, Hyperoartia, Petromyzontiformes, Petromyzontidae. The record is from RefSeq and is a predicted model, not a curated record.